Messenger RNA from Thalassophryne amazonica, 2210 nucleotides. It is a transcript of the gene tmem106c, whose product is annotated as transmembrane protein 106C. The record is from RefSeq and is a predicted model, not a curated record. Bases 194 to 1018 code for a protein of 274 amino acids. The transcript is spliced from 8 exons. Lineage: Eukaryota; Metazoa; Chordata; Actinopteri; Batrachoidiformes; Batrachoididae.
UGAUGAAAAACUAAGUACAAGUUGUGCUAACUAGUUAUACAUUUGUUACAUGUACUUUAAAGUUUACGACAACGACUUGUUAACAGAUGCAGUUUGAAUUCCGCGUUUUCUCCGUCAUCAGUUUAACGUCACGUGUUAUGUAAAUAUAACAAUUCUUUCCAGUUGGACGGGCCGUUUCCAGUCGGCAGCUUGCAUGCGGUGGUCGGUGUUAAGUUCCUCCAUGGGGUCUCUGUGGUCCCGCAGCGGCAGCAGGUUGCCUUUGCUCCCGGAAAAUAAGCGGUGCGCGCGGCGUGAACAAAACACGGAGUCCGACAACGAGUCUCUGGACGGACUUUGCAGACGAGAGGAUAUCGCACAGUUCCCGUACGUGGAGUUCACCGGCAGAGACAGCGUCACCUGUCCGACCUGCCAGGGCACGGGUCGCAUCCCGUCAGGUCAAGUGAAUGAACUUGUUGCACUGAUCCCAUACAGUGACCAACGGCUGCAGCCCCAAAGAACGAAGCUCUAUGUGGUGCUGUCGGUUAUGUUGUGCCUCCUGGUCUCUUUCCUCGUGGCCUUCUUCCUCUUCCCUCGCGCUGUGGUUGUGGUGGAUGAUGGGAUACAGUCAGUCACUGUGCACUUUAACCAAUCAAAACGUAGCAUCAUAAUGAACAUGACGAGCUUGCUGAACUUCAGCAACCCCAACUUUUUCUCAGUGCUGGUACAAAGUGUGAGCUGUCAGGUUCUGUACAUGAAGACAGUAAUUGGGACUCAGCAGCUGAACAAUGUAACCGUCAUCCAGGCACUCAGCAACACUCAGCUGAACUACACUGUCAGUGUGGAGAUUGGCAGCAGCGCACCCUAUGUUUAUGCCUUCUGCACCAUGCCCAGCAUCAAGGUCCACAACAUCAUCUUACUCAUACAGACGUCUGUGAAAACCUCUUACAUGGCGCGACUGUCCCAGAACAGCCUGGAAGCUUAUCGCUACAUCGAUUGUGGUUCAAACUCUACACGCCACCAACAGCCCAAGCAGCGCUGACUGCGCUCACCAGCCGCACACUGCCUCUGCUGGGUACAGAACGCUUCUGGAAGUGGAUGUCAUUUUCAGGAGCCAAACGUCAUUACACUGUGGUCACCAGCAGCGAUGAUGCUUCCUUACAAACUCACAGUGCUCCUUAACCUCUUCCAACUAAAGCUAAAACUGACAUCCUCAUGUUCCAGGAGGCGGUUAGCUACGCGUGCAUGCCUGUGGUUGUUUUCAGCAUAAACCCAGCUGCAGAAGAUGAGUGGUUUUCUAGAGCAGCACCGUCAUUUUUGGCAUGAGCCAUUUCUCGCUGUGCACAUAUACAGCUUAGUGAAAGUCAGUUGGCACUUUUGCUGCUCAUCAUUAGUGCAGCCUCUGAUUGGCUGCCUUGUGUUUCUCUGACCUCUGAAUCAAACAUUUAAAAUGGAUCUAUUGAUUUCACUUGGGCUUCUUGCAAGCAGUGGACAAAUGUGGGCGAAACGCGCGCUCGUGUUAUUGGUGUUUCAUGUUGAUAAAGUACCACAGCAGCAUUUUUGGAGACCCUCUCAUGGUUGCUGCUCAGAUCUGUAGCAUCAACAUUUUAUGGCAUCACAUUUUUCCAUCACAUCAUAAUUUAGAUUGAAACUGCUCACUUAUUUUUGCACAUUUGGAGAGGUUAUUAAAUUGCUUUUUUUAAUUACCUUUAAAACUGCUUCAUAUUGCUUUUUGCUGUAAAUAUAAGAAUCACUGAAGUUAACGUUGCCAUUGCCAAAUUCAUUGCUUCUUUCAUGUUUUUAAUAACAGGUUGCGUUUGUAAGUAAAUUAUUUCUUGAUGCAUCUCGAACAGCCGCUUUCUGAGUUUAGAGGCUCUUGAUUCAUGUCUUAUUAUGGUUUGUCCUGAUCAGCUUGUUUAUGUUGUGUACUGUUUAACUUUUUUUUUUUUUGUAAGCUCCCUUGAGAUACUGUAGUCAGCAGCUGGCACCCCUGACUACUUUGCACACUGCAUAGUGUUAUAUAUCCAAGUCAGUGAUCAGAGCCUGGUUAUGUUCUCUUAGGCUGUUGGUCUCCCUGGUUUUCUAGUGAGACAUCAACAAGUAGUAGAUUGACUUGGAAAAAAAAAAUGCUUUACAGUUGUAUGCUUUAUGAAUGACAAAAGAUUUUACGUUUUAAAAAAAUGUAUAUAUUUUCAUGCUAGAUUCUACAAAAAGUCAUUAAAGUGAAAAUUAAA